AUUUUCCGAAGGUUUACGGGCGGUUGUUUCUGACAUAAUCAUAAUCAUCAUCAUAGUCAUCGUCAUCACUCUCUUCACAUUGCCUCUGCUGGUGCCGCCGCCGAAUCACCGGCCGCAACCGCAUUAUUAUUUAAAAGAAAAAAGUGUGAAAUGAAAGAAAGGGGGGAGGAAGACGGGCGCUAAUGAGAAGACGCCGAGUAUCGUCCUCAACAGCCGAUCGUUGAGGCCUCCAAUCGCUGAUGAUGACGCUGCCGAAAAAACCGAGCCUGCAGGAGCAGCCUAAACCCCACCGUCUCUGCUCCUCCCCUUCCGUCUGAAGCUGCAAUGGUUUUCAUGGACCCGUCCUUUUCUCGUUGACUGCAGCACCCUAAAUUCUUACUCCUAUUCCUCUCCUGGAGAAGCCCACGCCGCUCUCCCCUCUCUUCCUCUUCUUUUUGUCCCUCCAUUUGGAUCCUUCUUUCUUGAGGGACUUCGGUGGGAGGCGGGCAAGAGAGGGGGAUGGAGUUGCAGAUGAAAGUGGCGGAGGCGGUUCAUACGCUCAACCACGGCAUUGAAUCGUCGCUCAGGGUUGCAGCCAAUCAAUGGCUGGUCAUGUUUCAACAGACCGACGCCGCCUGGGAGGUUGCCACUUCCAUACUUACCUCCAAAUGCUCCCCUUACAUCGAUUGCGAGGUCGAAUUUUUUGCCGCUCAGAUUAUCAGAAGAAAGAUCCAGACUGAAGGAACUUACUUGCAUAUAGGGGCUAAAGAUGCUCUUUUGAGCUCUCUCCUCCUUGCCGCAAAAAGGUUCAGUUUGGGUCCUCAUCAGCUGUUAACUCAAAUCUGCCUUGCAUUAGCUGCACUUGUCCUUUGUGCGGUGGAACAUAAGAAGCCUAUUGAGCAACUCUUUUCAAGUCUUCAGGAACUUCAACUACAAGGCAAUGGUGAUAUUGCAGUGCUAGAAAUGUUGACAGUUCUUCCUGAAGAAGUUAUUGAGGACCAGUAUAAGAACAAUAAGCUAAGUUCCUCUACUAGGUGGCAAUUGGGUCAAGAGCUCUUAUCGCAUACCCAUGCUGUUCUUGACUUCCUGAUGCAUCAGUCUCAGCAGAGAUCUGCUGAUGGCGUUCAACUUCAUGAGAGAAACCGGAAAAUUUUAAGAUGUCUGUUGAGCUGGGUGCGUGUUGGAUGUUUUGCUGAGUUAACUCCGUCUUCCUUGCCAACACAUCCACUGCUUAAUUUUGUUUAUAAUUCGAUGCAGGUCUCAUCUUCAUUUGAUUUGGCUAUUGAAGUUCUUACAGAACUUGUGAGUCGACAUGAGGGUUUGCCUCAGGUGUUGCUUUCUAGAGUGCAGUCGUUCAAGGAAAUUCUUCUUCAACCUGCUUUGGCAAAUGGAGAUGAAAAGGUUAUCGGUGGUCUAGCAUGCCUAAUGGCUGAAAUUGGGCAAGCGGCACCGGGAUUGAUUGCUGAGGCAAGUCCAGAAGCGCUUGUGCUUGCAAAUGCUCUUUUGAGUUGUGUUGCAUUUCCAAGUGAAGACUGGGAGAUAUCAGAUUCGACGUUGCAAUUCUGGUGCACACUGGCGAGUUAUCUUCUUGGGCCAGAUAAUGACAAAGGAAGCAAUAAAGAAAGUGCCGUGGAAAUGUUUUUACCUAUUUUCUCAGCAUUACUUGAUGCUCUUUUAUUACGUGCACAGGUUGAUUCCAAUGAGUUCGAUGACGAUGGGGCUUACAGUGUUCCUGAUGGUCUUAUUCAAUUUAGAAUGAAUAUAGAGGAGGUUUUGGGUGAUAUAUGCCACCUUUUAGGAUCUUCCACAUUUGUUCAGAAGCUCUUCUGCAGCAGAUGGGGCUCUUCAGUUGUUCAUAUUCCUUGGAAAGAGGUUGAGAGUAAAAUGUUUGCUCUUAAUAUGGUAGCAGAGAUAAUCCUACAAGAAGGACAUCCAUUUGAUUUUUCUAUUGUUAUGCAGUUGGUGACUGUCCUAUCUGAUAUACCUCCAGAUAAUCUUAAAGGAUUUAUGGGAUUUGUAUAUCGAUCAGUUGCUGAUGUUGUUGGUUCAUAUUCCAAAUGGAUAUCCUCUUUCCAUAAUGCGACUGGGCGUUUGCUCUUGUUUGUAGCAUCAGGAAUAACAGAGCCCACAUGUGCAAAUUCUUGUUGUACAGCGUUGCGCAAAAUUUGUGAAGAUGCUUCCACUGUGGUCUGUGAACCCUCCAAUCUGGAAAUAUUGAUUUGGAUAGGAGAGGGAUUGGAGAAGUGGUAUUUACCUCUUGAAGAGGAGGAGGAAGUUGUUGGUGCCAUAACCGUCAUUCUUAAUGCAGUUACAAAUAAAGACCUGAAAAACAGCUGUCUAGGCAGAUUGCUUCGGUCAAGUUUUGGAGCUAUUGAAAAGCUUAUUGAUGGGGAAAAUAGUAGCUCCUUGACACAAGAUCCUGCAUCAUAUGCCCAUGCAUUGUACUCUACUGCCAGAGGUUUUUACAGGUUGGGUUCUGUCUUUAGUAAUCUUACAGCUCCUCAGUCACCUGAUCCAGUUGAGGAUGACCCUGUGCUCGCUUUGCUGGGUGUAUUUUGGCCUUUGCUACAUAGGCUUUUUAAGUCUGCAUACAUUGAGAAUGCUAGUUUAGCCACAGCAGCUUGUCGAUCUCUUUCUCAAGCAAUUCAAUCAUCAGGACAGCAGUUUCUGAUUCUCUUGCCACAAGUGUUAGAUUGCUUGUCCACAAACUUCUUAUCAUUCCAGAGUCAUGAAUGUUAUAUCCGAACAGCUGCUGUUGCAAUUGAAGAAUUUGGGCACAGAGAAGAAUAUGGUUCAUUAUUUGCUACCACAUUCCAAAGAAUUACUUCAGCAGAUUCAGUCGCUGCUCUGAAUUCUUCUUACAUUUGUGACCAAGAGCCGGAUCUAGUUGAGGCCUAUACAAGCUUUGCAUCAACUUUUGUCCGCUGCUGUCCUAAGGAAGUUAUGGCGAUGUGCAGUUCACUGCUUGAGACAUCUAUCCAAAAAGCUGCUAUAUGUUGUACAGCGAUGCAUCGUGGAGCAGCAUUGUCUGCAAUGUCAUACAUGUCAUGUUUCUUAGAAGCAGCAUUAACAUCUACUCUCGAAUCAAUUGCCUGUAUUACUGAGGGAUCAUUCGGUGCAAUAGCUAUACAAAUUUGCUGUCACAGUGGUGAAGGACUGAUAUCUAAUGUGGUGUAUGCAUUACUUGGUGUCUCAGCAAUGUCAAGGGUUCAUAAAUCAGCAACAAUAUUGCAACAACUGGCAGCGCUGUGUUGUCUGAGUGAGAAAACAGUCAUGAAAACAAUUCUCAGUUGGAAAUCUCUGCAUGGAUGGCUACAUUCAACGGUGCAAGCUUUGCCAUCUGAAUACUUGAAGCCAGGGGAGGUAGAAAUUUUGGUGCCUUCGUGGUUGAAUGCUCUUGCAAGUGCAGCAUCAGACUAUAUUGAGAGCAUGACCUCUAUUGCGGGGAAAAAAAGCCAUGGGCACAUGCAGGGUAAAGGAGGAAAAAGACUAAAGCAUAUAAUCAGAGAGUUUGCUGACACACAUCGGAAUGUACCUACUUUGACCUGAUCAUGCAUUUACCGCUCUUUGUACAGUAUUGGUGUCAUCAGUUGAGAUGCACAGAGACUUAUUGUCCUGUAACGAGAACUGUAAAUGGAAAGUGCACCUUGGAGCUUGGUUUCCCGUUCAUGGUCACUUUUGAGUUAUAGGUUGUCAUCAUUUCUGAAACUAGAUGCAAGUCAUCUGUUUCACUUACGUAAAGGACAAACAGUUGAAGCAUAAAUUUUGUCAUAUUCUGCUUAUUAAGCUAUAGAAUCGAUUCUUUCAUGUGGUCUGCAAAUUGAGGUUGAAGGUUCACUACAAGAAUUUCAGGACUUGCUGCUUCAGAAGAAGGGCGUCUAAAAGUUUGUUACUCCAAGAUGUCAAAUUUGCAGCGUGACAAUAGCUAACAACUGCUGAGGCAUCUUAUACUAUUGUAAUAUAUGUGUACAAUAUGCGAGACAGCUUGUACAAUCACAGUUGUGCUUGAAUAAUUGAUCUGUUUGAUGUGAUAAAACUAUCAAGUAGUUUUAGUUCGUUCAUUA
Molecule: messenger RNA, 4043 nt
Organism: Nymphaea colorata (pocket water lily)
Lineage: Eukaryota; Viridiplantae; Streptophyta; Magnoliopsida; Nymphaeales; Nymphaeaceae
Product: transportin MOS14
Exons: 24
Coding region: 499-3528 (1009 amino acids)
Biological process (GO): protein import into nucleus
Cellular component (GO): nuclear membrane; cytoplasm
Source: RefSeq, a predicted model, not a curated record